Messenger RNA from Lasiodiplodia theobromae, 1620 nucleotides. RefSeq names its product Integral membrane protein. Lineage: Eukaryota; Fungi; Ascomycota; Dothideomycetes; Botryosphaeriales; Botryosphaeriaceae. The transcript has a single exon. The record is from RefSeq and is a predicted model, not a curated record. The coding region runs from base 1 to 1620 and encodes 539 amino acids.
AUGGAGUUUCGAGAGUUCGACGGAGAUGGUCAACCUUAUCCGUCCGGAAUCUUACAUUUCAUGCCGGAACAGUUCAUCGGCAUCGUUCCAUACCACACCAGCUUGAACUACGACUGGAUCAGAGGGAAUGCUCUUACUGGAGAAAACCAGAACUUCACCACUCAAUGGGUCGAGUGCUUCUACCCGGUGUCGGGAACGUACGCCGCAACACCUCGUUUGAUCUACUACGUCUUCAUUCUGGCAGCACUGUUGCUCGAAUAUUUACGGACCAGGAUCAAGAUAGGGUUUAUUUGGUUUCAAGAAGCCAUUGUCGGGGUCAUCAUGGCUUACAGCUCGACCACGGCAAUUCACGCCCUUGUCCUGGUGUCGGCAUGGAAACGCAUGGCGCCUGACGGAUUCUUCGACUCGGACAAGCACGAAAUCGUCCAGGUCGAGGGCAACUGGACCGGGACAUACGAAACCGCUACAGGGCUCACAUACAACAGAAGCAACGUCCUGCAAAACGGAACAAGGGUGCUCAACGACCACCUCUGGAUGCCCCUGAUCCCGAUGGUGCGCGACCAUGACGCCGAUCCCGUCCUUGCCGUCGUCGGCUCAGCAUUCCUGCUAUACCCGACACUGCACAUGUGGCUCGGAACGAUGCGCGGAAAGAAGAUCCGAAUGCUGAGGUACAUAUGGUGGGCCUUCCUCUUCAUCGGCACCAUCGCCGCCCUUAUCUACGAAGAACGCACGCUCUUCUGGUACAUGUGGCAGCUGCGUUUCUGCCCCAACAUACCGCAACAGGACUACCUCCCGCUCGUGAACAGCUUCCAGGGAGCCUACAGCAAGUUCAGCGGCCACUGGACCCCGCGCAACCGGUACAGAUGGAACAGAAUCGUGGCCGACAAGUUUGUCUUCAAGAACUCGACCAUCCACUUCCCGCAGACCUGUCUGUAUCCGUGCUUCGAGAUCGACUCGUGGCCCUAUAGAGACCCUUCCGACAUCUUCGUGCGCACCCGCCACGGCGCGGUCCGAAAUGUCCGGGGCACGGGAAACACCUUCCUGGCCCUGUACAUACUGGUCUUUUUCUCUUCCUUGUCGGGCCUGGCCCUGAUCGUCCUGUCGAGUUGGCUGAACAUCCGGACAGAUGGCGAGGAGAAAGUCAAGUACUUUAAGCAACUAAUCAAGUACUUCUGGAAGGUCGGGUUGAAGCCGGCGCCGGAUGACGAGAAGGAUUGUAAGAGAGAGCUGAACCAGGCUGAGGAGAACAGUCAGAAGCCACGAUUCGCAACACGCCUUGUGCGGCGAGGCCUCGUACUGUUGUUGGUGUUCGUCGGUGUUUUCACCACCUUUCUGAGCCCGCUGGUAUGCGUUUAUUUUGUAGGUUAUUUCGAGUGGAAGAUAUUCUCUACGGACGGAGCUGGGAAAGAGACCAUGCGGCAUAUUGGCCAGUGGGGGUUUCUCGUAAGCACGCUGUUGGGAAUCAUUGCUGCCGGACUGAUUGAAGGAGGGGAAAAGAUCUCGAAUUGGAUGGACGGGAAGGAGAAGGGAGCAAAGCUUUGGAUUGGUGGUUUGUUGAGGCGCCGUGACGCGGGUGGCGGAGCUGAUCCAUCAUCGGAGGUUAACCAAGGACAGAGCUAG